GCUUCCGGAUUAUUUGUCCAGGGAUCUCCCAGUAACGGUUCCGCACUGCCAGCAAGCGCAGGCCUCAGGACAGAACGAUCGCCGCAUUCUCGAGCAACCUCGCCCGACUUGAACGUGCCUUCCUACUUCCCAGCAAACCUCACCACCAAGGCUCCUCUCGCCAGCAAACCUCGCCCUCUGUCGCCGCUGCCUCCAAUGCGUCUCUUCAAUCGCAAGGGCUCCAAGCCCCAGGUUUCCCCCAACGGCAGCCAGCCAAACAGCUCCAAUGGCUCCCUGCGCUCCCCUGGACCCACUCCAAACGGCUCCCGGCCUACCAGCUUCCCAGACGUCCCUCUGCCAAAGGCCCCAGAUCCAACUCUCGACCCGGCCGGCUACCUGCGCAGUAUCUACGCCGUCCGCGAGCGCUCCAAGCUGGUGCUCGAAAAGGCCAAGAAAAAUCAGCUCAAGCACUUCACAGUCGACAUGAGCAAGUUUGGAGAUGUCGCUAGCUUUGUCGUAUCCAUAAUUAAGCGCGACUAUGCGCCUGACUACGCCUCAAUUCCGCCUCACGGCCGCUGGCAGCACUUUGAUGUUGGUGGCCGCCCGCGCAUCGAUCAGCUCAUGGCAACAUGGCCGUCGACCGUCGACAACCAGGAGCGCACUCGCCGCCUCAUAGAUCUCUUCCUCGUCUCCGUCCUCCUCGAUGCAGGUGCAGGCACCAAGUGGCAGUACAAGAGCAAGGAGUCGGGCAAGAUCUACCGCCGUAGCGAGGGUCUCGCCGUCGCCAGUCUGGAGAUGUUCAAGGCCGGCGCUUUCAGCAGCGACCCCAAAGAACCCUACCAGGUCGACAGUGCGGGGCUGAAGAAGCUCGAUGUCGCAACAGUGGCGCGUGGCCUGCAGGUCAACGCCACAAACCCAAUCGAUGGCCUUGAGGGUCGCACUGGCCUGCUGCUGCGUCUCGCAGAAGCGCUCCAGAACCAAGAAGUUUUUGGCCUCGAAGCACGACCAGGAAACAUGCUCGAUUACCUUCUCUCGCACCCAACCACGCAAGCCUCAUCAGUCCCCAUCAUCCCCCUCCCAACUCUUUGGAAUACCCUCAUGGACAGCUUGACCCCCAUCUGGCCAGCCACAAGGACUCAAAUCGACGGCGUACCCAUGGGCGACGCAUGGCCGUGCUCAGUCAUGCCAUCACACCCAACUCAUCCGUGGGAAAACAUUGUGCCUUUCCACAAACUAACCCAAUGGAUGACUUACUCACUAAUGGUCCCCAUGACCAAGCUCCUCCAUGUUCAUUUCCCUGGCGCAGAACUCCUUACCGGGCUGCCGGAAUACAGAAAUGGUGGACUGUUCAUCGACGUCGGCCUGUUGACACUGAAGCCUGAGGAUCAGAAACGCGGUCUAGCGCAAUACCAACGCAAUGCACAGGCAACAGGCCAACCGAGCAUGGAAGUUGUACCAAUGUUUACCGCCGACGACGAUGUAGUGGUAGAAUGGCGCGCAGUCACAGUCGGACUACUCGACGAUCUGUUAGUCGACGUAAACAACCUACUGGGUCUGAGCGGGUCAGAUAAGCUGAACCUGGCGCAGAUGCUCGAAGCUGGUAGUUGGAAGGGAGGUCGAGAGAUUGCUGAAGUGUCGCGGCCCAACACUAAAGAGCCGCCAAUCAUGAUCCUCUCGGACGGCACUGUUUUCUAA
Alternaria burnsii is the source of this 1674-nucleotide messenger RNA. RefSeq lists its product as uncharacterized. Lineage: Eukaryota; Fungi; Ascomycota; Dothideomycetes; Pleosporales; Pleosporaceae. The annotation marks the transcript as partial. The transcript has 4 exons. The record is from RefSeq and is a predicted model, not a curated record.